AGUUGUUCUCAGCAGUGUCAAAAUUAUUAUGAAAUUUCUAUUAAUCUUUAAUAGGAAAGGAUUUGGUUGACCUUGUUUUCGAGUUCCAGGCUUACAUGACCGAAGAAAUUGUUGAAGCCCAGAAAAGAAUGUCUGAUGUAAACAACUUCACUUUUGAUGGAGAUGGUGCAGCAAAUGAAGCUGGUCAUGUUGCCAACAUGGUGAAUCAACUUCGCGUGGUGCUUUACGAUAUCAGAACAGAAUGCACUGGAUUCCAGAAUGAGCAUGGUGUUUCUGAAUUGCGAAAGUGUCCACACUGCGGUUUGAUUUGGACCAGAGUUGAAGGUUGUGAUGGAAGUACAGAAUGUGGAAGACAGCCCAGCUCUGUCAACGACAUCAGGGACUCCUCGUUUGCAGUCCUAGCAACGUUCGCAUUCAGUUGGGUUGGUAACAAGCUUAAUAUCGCCAAGAGCGGCGAUAAAAGUGUGAAAUCCGAGAAGAGUACAAAGCCCAAUAAAGGAUGUGGCAAGUCGAUCACAUGGAGAGAAAUGCCGCCAGUUGAUAUUCCGCCCGAAUUCAGGGAAACUGUGAAGGUUUGUACAAGCGAUAUCAAGAUGCUACCAACUGCUGCUGAAGGUUUCAAAGAAAAGCUUACUAACAAAUUAGAUGCUUCUAAAAAGAAAAUGAAGCUAUCAGGAAGGCCAAGUCCGGUUUAAGAUGAUAUAUACAUCUGUCAGACACAUUUCAUCAUAUUGUUAAACCUUGAAUGCUUGAUUGAACAUGCAUGCAUGCAGUAUAAUGAAUGAACUUAAAAAAUCAGAAUAAGACAAAUAAUAAACAUAUUUUAGGUAGACAUAAAUAGACAUUUUUAGGUGGUUUCUUAUACCUUGAUAUUAAAACUGUUUAGGACUGAUUUGUGAAAUGUCAUUUGCACACGUAAAAAUCUACAAUUUGUUACAAACCUGCGCAGCACACUUGUACUAAUGCUAUUCCAACAAGUUGUCAGCGGUUGUUAAAAACUUGCUACAGGGUUGUUUAAUUCAACAGACCCGUCACAAGUUGUUUUAACAGACCCGUCACAAGUUGUUUUUAACAACUUGUGUAUAAAAUGUAAUUCCGCUCGAAGUUUAAUGAACUCUCCAUUGACAUGCUGCUUUUAGACAAAUGUAAUGACUGUUGUUCAAGUAUUGUCUGUUGUGUGUGUUUAGUAUACCUUGUAAAUUGUUUCUGUAUAACUAUUGGGGCCGCUGUAAUUGGCAAUAGCUGUUGUGGUUUCCCAGCCAAUGAAUGUAUAAGUAUGAUGGCAAAGUAAAUAAAUAAAUAACUUGUUAUCUCAUCUCUUGCAAUGCAACGUUGUAGUGACACAGGGCCUUCCCUAAGGAUUUUCCCUUGGGGGGAGGGGGCAUUAUUUGAAAAGGGACCUUUAUGUGAGAUAAUAUACUGUAUUAGAGGUGGAUAGCAAUGGCCGAAGGCCACGUGUUUCAAGCCCGGAAAUGUCAUUUCCUGCCUGGAAAAGCCCGGAAAUGUCAUUUCCUGCAUUCAUGAGCAUCCAAAUUUGCUCUAAAAUUUAUGCUAACUAUAAUUGUAUUUGAAGUAAAAGAAGGAAAAAACGCGGUGACGCAGCUCCUUUAAUCGAUUUUGUUAAACAAGGACAAAGGAUAAAGCCUAAAACUUACUUCCGUUUAUCUAUUUGUUAUUUAUUUGUUAUUCUUCGCUGGUUUUGCUGGUCUAUUUGUCAUUCUUCGCUGG
Molecule: messenger RNA, 1728 nt
Organism: Paramuricea clavata
Lineage: Eukaryota; Metazoa; Cnidaria; Anthozoa; Malacalcyonacea; Plexauridae
Source: the annotation of a GenBank genome assembly